Molecule: messenger RNA, 1567 nt
Organism: Sipha flava (yellow sugarcane aphid)
Lineage: Eukaryota; Metazoa; Arthropoda; Insecta; Hemiptera; Aphididae
Gene: Unc-76
Product: fasciculation and elongation protein zeta-2
Exons: 8
Coding region: 176-1414 (412 amino acids)
Cellular component (GO): cytoplasm; axon
Source: RefSeq, a predicted model, not a curated record
GUUCCACAGUAGUACGGUGGUUGAUACUCGAUAGUCGCUCAGUAUCGUUCGGACCGCGUGUUUUGUUGUUUGUGUGAUCGUCGUCACGCAUUCCUACUGCCUCGGGAUCGUAACGAUUAUUCUUCACUCAACUCAUCGACGCCGCCACCCUACCGAAUCGUAAUUGGCCGAAGCUAUGCUGGAUAUGAUGAACAAAAUGGCCGAGCUGAAGUUCGAAGCGCCGUUGGCGCAAUUCGAAGAGUCGGACGAGUGGACGAAAAUUAUGGACGAUGAAUCACCUCUGCAAUCAACCAAACAUUUUAAUAACCACCAUCACAACCAUAACAAUCACCGCGAUCAGGGCAAUAGUCAACUAACGUCCGUGCAGGACGUAGAACAACUGGACAAUAUGCUCAGUAGUAGGACCUUGGAAUCAAUGAAUAAGUCGUCGUCGUCAUCUUCAUCCCCGUCAUCGUCAUCGUGCGCGCAAUGCGGAGUGAACAACAACAAUAUUGCGGUGGAAGUGACAACGGAUGCGGACAAUUUCGGCGAGACUUUUAGUGGAUCGCUCGAGGACCUCGUGCAUACGUUCGACGACAAGAUCACCAGAUGUUUUUGCGACUACGAGGAGUCCGUGGAGAAACUAGCACCGGUCCAGAUCAGAACACAGGAGGAAAUAAUGAACGAAUGCCAAAUGUGGUGGACUAUCACUGGAAAUUUUGGUAAUAUUCUUCCUAUUGAUUGGUCAAAGUCAUAUGCACGUAAAGUUCAACUGCCAGUACUCAAUUUGAACAACAAUCCACAGGAUGAAUCAUCAGAUGACCUAAGUAGUGAAGAUGAAGCCGUUUCAAAUGACUUGGAUUUACAUACUUUAAUAUUGUCAGGUCCCAAUGCAGAUAUUGAACCUCCUACUGCUGAUGAAGUGAUUAGAGAAAUUGAUGAUAUUAUGGAGGAGGGUACUUCAAGUGAAUGUACUCCAGACUCAGAACAUCAUAAGGAUGUCCAUUCACCAUUGCUUGAAGAAAAAUUAAAAACUUUAAAUGUGACUCAACUUAAUGAAGUUUACAUGGAGCUAGAGUUACUGAUUAGAGACUAUUCUGAGACUUUAAUUACAGAGCUGGCCUUAAGAGACGAGUUAGAAUUUGAAAAGGAAUUAAAAAAUUCAUUUAUAUCACUAUUAUUGGCAGUUCAAAAUAGAAGGAGACAGUAUCAUGUUGAAAAAAAACGGAAUUCAAGAGCAGGAAAUACAAAUAAAAAUGUAACAAACGAACCUAAAUAUUUAACCACUGUUAUACCUUACCAUUUGGAUAAUGGACCUUUAAGUAACCAAGCUCUUCAGGUUCUCAUAAAAAUAUUGAAAGCAAUAAAUGAAGAUAGUCCAACUGUACCUACAUUACUUACAGACUACAUUCUUAAAGUAUUGUGUCCUACAUAAUUGAAAAUGGAUCAGUAGAGUGGUGAUCAACUCCACUCUGAAGUCUACGUGAUAUAACUUAUUUAAUAUUAACUUAUAAUGGCAUAAUUCGUAGAUUUUUAGUGUUAAUAAAUAUAAGUUUUACUUGAGGUAUUCUAUUUAGACAUAAAUAGG